UCUUGCAUGAGCCGUCAACAAAAAAUAGAGCUUUACCGGCUUUCUCCAUCCAAAUUCACGAUUCCCAUGCACAUAGAAGAUGUUAUCCAAGUCUCCACGUAUCAUCUUCUUAUAAGAGAACAAACAAAGGGAAACCCAUCCAGGCCUUGGUCAUCAUUUUGCAAUGGAAACUCCAGCCUCUAGAAUGGGGGAAGAAAGCCGAAGAGGAGGAGCACUUCCUCCACAUCCACCCUCCUCUCCAACCCAUAUUCCAAAAUGGUUCGCUGGCAUCAAGCAAACAAUCCUCUCGGAACUCCGAGCGCAGCGAGGGAUUGCCCUUCCCCUGGCUGCGAUGAACCUGACAUGGUUUGCAAAGACCGCCAUCACCACCGCCUUCCUCGGCCGGCUGGGGGAGCUCGAAUUGGCAGGAGGUUCGCUAGGCUUCACCUUCGCCAAUGUCACAGGCUUCUCGGUGUUGACAGGCCUCUGUUGUGCCAUGGAGCCCCUAUGCGGUCAAGCCCAUGGGGCCAGAAACUCAAAGCUUCUUCGUAAGACGCUCGUCAUGGCCACCACCUUACUACUGGUAGCCUCUCUCCCAAUCUCCCUCCUAUGGCUCAACGUGGACAGAAUUCUUGUGCGCUUUGGGCAACAAAAGGAUAUUGCUGCUCUUGCAAAGAAGUACAUAACUUAUCUUCUCCCCGACUUGGUGGUCACCUCCUUCCUCUGUCCUCUCAAGGCCUAUCUGAGCUCACAAGGAGUGACACUGCCAAUACUAUUGAGCUCAGCUAUGGCACUAGCUUUCCAUUUUCCCCUUAAUGUCUUGCUCUCAAAGCGAAAGGGGCUUGAGGGUGUGUCGAUGACGAUUUGGCUGACAGACCUAACUGUGGCGAUCAUGCUAGUGUCCUAUGUGUUGGCGACGGAAAGGAGGAAGAAGGGCGACAGCACCAAGCUGUGGCCGGAUGCAGGAGGAGGAGGGUGGUGGGAACAAAGGAUGCAGGACUGGAUCCGGUUGCUCAGGCUCUCCGCGCCGUGCUGCCUGAUGACAUGUCUGGAAUGGUGGUGCUACGAGAUCUUGGUCCUGCUCACGGGGAGGCUUCGGAACGCCAAGCAGAUGGUGGCGGUGAUCGCCGUCGUGCUCAACUUCGACUACCUGCUGUACUCGGUGAUGCUCUCCCUGGCAACAUGCGCAUCCACGCGCGUGUCGAAUGAGCUCGGUGCAGGUAAAGCACGGGAAGCUCGUGAGUCCGCCUACGUCUCGUUAGGCCUCGCCGUCCUGACCGGAUUUCUGGGCGCAUCAGCCAUGGUGGGUGCAAGAGGGCGUUGGGGAUACUUGUUUAGCCAUGACGAGGGGGUCGUGGAAGGGGUGAGCAGGAUGAUGCUGGUGAUGGCUUUGAUAGAGGUGGUUAACUUCCCCUUGGCUGUUUGUGGCGGCAUAGUGCGGGGGACGGCCAGGCCAUGGCUGGGAACGUACGCUAGCCUCGGAGGUUUCUAUCUCAUGGCCUUGCCUCUGGCUGUGGUAUUGGCUUUCAAGGUAAGGCUUGGACUCGGUGGGUUGUUGCUGGGAUUUCUGGUGGGUUCUGCAGCCAGUGCCAUUCUGCUAGUGGUGUUUGUGGCCUCUCUGGAUUGGGAUGGGGAAGCAGAGAAGGCACAAAAGUUGGCCGGCAUGAAUUCAGAGGUUGGAGAAGGAAAUUGUGGUAUGGAAAUGGUCGAAAGUAACAGUGUCUGAUUCACUAACAAACAGAGAAUGAGUCAGUGUCAGAUCUUGUUGCUAGAAUUAUGAUUUUCUUGUUUUCUUCUUCUGUUGGAAGAUAAUAGGGCCCCUUCAAACCAUGGGGAUGGUGCCUGUGGAUGAGUAGGAACAAGGCUAUUUAAUAACUCUUUCCAUCC
Phoenix dactylifera (date palm) is the source of this 1866-nucleotide messenger RNA. Its product is annotated as MATE efflux family protein. Gene Ontology annotation, molecular function: xenobiotic transmembrane transporter activity; antiporter activity. Lineage: Eukaryota; Viridiplantae; Streptophyta; Magnoliopsida; Arecales; Arecaceae. Gene Ontology annotation, biological process: xenobiotic detoxification by transmembrane export across the plasma membrane. The record is from RefSeq and is a predicted model, not a curated record. Gene Ontology annotation, cellular component: membrane.